Trichoderma harzianum CBS 226.95 is the source of this 981-nucleotide messenger RNA. RefSeq lists its product as hypothetical. Lineage: Eukaryota; Fungi; Ascomycota; Sordariomycetes; Hypocreales; Hypocreaceae. The record is from RefSeq and is a predicted model, not a curated record. The transcript has a single exon. The coding region runs from base 1 to 981 and encodes 326 amino acids.
AUGUCGAGAUCGCCAUCUUUGCCGCCCGAACUGCUGCUCCUCGUUGUCGAAGCAGUGCUGCCGCCAAACCCACACCAGCUGCUGCCAGCCUCCCACAUCUCGACCAGGACGCUGCUGGCGCUGGCGAGGGUAUCGCGGGCAACAUACGCGCAGGCCACGCGGCUCCUGCGGCAGCGCUGCGUGUUUGUUGACUCGGGCCGGCGGCUGGCGGACCUGCUGCUGUGCAUGCCGCGGCUGGUGCCGGGCUUGCCCCCCGUGCUGUCGCUGCGGCACAUGACGGCGCUGUACAUUGCGCCGUUUGGGCCGUCGCUGGACGACCUGCCGACGGCGGCGUGGGUGCGGGAGCUGUUCUGCGAGGUGUGCGAGACGCUGCGGCGGCUGGUGGUGGAGAUGCCGUUUGGCAGCCUGGACCCCUUGGAGGACCACCUGAGCGUGCGGCGGACGCUGCGGGACGGGUUCGAGCAGCUGCACCGGCUGGAGGAGUUUGCGUGCGUGGGGGAGUACCCGGCGCUGAGCGUGCCGCCGGACGGGCACACGGACGUGUGGAGGCUGUGGCCGGAGCUGAGGCGGCUGGUGCUGUUUGAUGUGCCGAUGGAUAGUCACUGGCUGUGGUGGGACAUUGCGACGCUGCCGAAGCUGGAGCACGUGGUGCUGGCGAGGCCGGUGAGGCUGGACAGCGUGAAUCUCAAGGACGAGUACUUUCACAAGCUGCCGAGGGAGGACGCGAGGCUGGGCAGGGAGAUUAAGGUUGUGUUGAUGGACCUGGUGUAUGAUUUGGGGGUCGUGAGGACGGAGCGGUGGGGGGAGAUUGAUCCGGAGGAGAAGAUGACGGUGGAGGUGUUUGAGGUGCCGUUGCCGUUUUAUGGGGAUGAGACGCCGUUGGAGUUGGUGACGGAGUGGGCGAGGAGGGGGGCGUUGGAUGGGAGUGUUUGGAGGUUGGAUGGGACGAAGGUGAGGCAGGAGGAUGGUGGUGAUGGGUAA